Molecule: messenger RNA, 2147 nt
Organism: Hypanus sabinus (Atlantic stingray)
Lineage: Eukaryota; Metazoa; Chordata; Chondrichthyes; Myliobatiformes; Dasyatidae
Gene: rbpjb
Product: recombination signal binding protein for immunoglobulin kappa J region b
Exons: 11
Coding region: 211-1605 (464 amino acids)
Biological process (GO): Notch signaling pathway; regulation of transcription by RNA polymerase II
Cellular component (GO): nucleus; MAML1-RBP-Jkappa- ICN1 complex
Molecular function (GO): DNA-binding transcription activator activity, RNA polymerase II-specific; RNA polymerase II cis-regulatory region sequence-specific DNA binding
Source: RefSeq, a predicted model, not a curated record
GUGGCCAGGCCAGCGCGACGGGCUUCUGCGGAAGGCGGGGACUGUGGGUCCGCCGUCCUAUUGUUCGCUGCUCUGUGUUUCUUAUGGCUCGAGCUGUGUGGGUCUCUUUUGAGUUCCCCGGCCCCGGAGGCUACUUCCCCUGCCAGGCGGCCCCCUUCCUCCCGGAAGUUUGGGGAGCGACCACAACCUAAACGCCUUACCAGGGAAGCAAUGAGAAAUUACCUUAAGGAGCGUGGCGAUCAAACUGUACUAAUUCUACACGCUAAGGUUGCACAAAAAUCUUACGGGAAUGAAAAAAGAUUUUUCUGUCCUCCUCCAUGUGUAUAUCUAAUGGGAAGUGGAUGGAAAAAAAAGAAAGAUCAAAUGGAACGAGAUGGAUGCAAUGAGCAGGAAUCACAGCCAUGUGCAUUUAUUGGAAUUGGAAAUAGUGACCAGGAAAUGCAGCAACUUAAUUUGGAAGGAAAGAAUUAUUGCACAGCCAAAACAUUGUACAUAUCUGACUCCGACAAAAGAAAGCACUUCAUGUUAUCAGUAAAAAUGUUUUACGGUAAUAGUGACGACAUUGGCGUCUUUCACAGCAAACGGAUCAAAGUAAUCUCCAAGCCUUCCAAAAAGAAACAAUCCUUGAAAAAUGCAGAUUUAUGUAUUGCAUCAGGAACAAAGGUGGCAUUAUUUAACAGACUUCGUUCACAGACUGUCAGCACGCGGUAUCUACAUGUGGAAGGAGGGAAUUUCCAUGCCAGUUCACAACAGUGGGGCGCAUUUUACAUCCAUCUAUUGGAUGAUGAAGAAUCAGAGGGUGAAGAAUUUACAGUCCGUGAUGGAUACAUUCAUUAUGGUCAAACGGUGAAGCUUGUGUGCUCUGUUACAGGGAUGGCACUCCCUAGACUGAUAAUUCGUAAAGUGGAUAAACAAACAGCAUUAUUAGAUGCAGAUGAUCCAGUAUCACAACUCCACAAAUGUGCAUUUUAUCUUAAGGACACUGAAAGGAUGUACCUGUGCCUUUCACAAGAAAGAAUUAUACAAUUCCAAGCCACUCCAUGUCCAAAAGAACCAAACAAAGAAAUGAUAAACGAUGGAGCCUCUUGGACAAUCAUAAGCACAGAUAAAGCUGAGUACACGUUCUAUGAGGGGAUGGGCCCUGUACAUGCACCAGUGACACCUGUACCUGUAGUAGAAAGCCUUCAGCUGAAUGGGGGUGGAGAUGUUGCAAUGCUUGAACUCACGGGACAGAAUUUUACUCCCAAUCUGCGAGUUUGGUUUGGUGAUGUUGAAGCUGAGACCAUGUACAGGUGUGCGGAGAGCAUGCUGUGUGUUGUUCCCGAUAUCUCUGCAUUCCGAGAGGGUUGGCGAUGGGUGCGCCAGCCUGUCCAGGUCCCUGUUACUCUGGUUCGAAAUGAUGGGAUUAUCUACUCCACCAGCCUUACUUUCACCUACACACCAGAGCCUGGACCAAGACCACACUGCAGUGCUGCUGGAGCCAUCCUUAGAGCUAAUUCCAGCCUGAUGGCGUCAAAUGACUCAAGUACAAACAGUGAGGGAAGUUACACAACUGUCAGCACAAACUCAACUAUUGUCACAUCAGCAGCAACUGUAGUUUCCUAACUACUAAAAUCAUUUAAAGACAUUUACCAACUUUUGGGAAGGGCAAAGACAAGACUGUUGAAGUGCUGCAAAAGAAAACCAAGAACUACUAAUGUCAACAGUACUUGUGGUAUUCUGGAAAUCACCUCCUUGUUCAGAUGAUGGAACAUUUCAUUCAAGCAUAGAUAAUCUGCAGGAAGUGUUACUACAAUAAGAAAAUACACCUGAAUAUUAUAUAAAACUUUAUAAAGAGCAAAAUGAAAAUCUAUUUUUCAGCUGUUUAAAGUGUGGGCAAGAUAUAAAGUGUUUGGGUGGGAUGGUGGUAAAGCAUAGUAGAGAAUGCAUACAAAAAUAACAGUUUCUAUGGACCAAGAAACUUGUAUAAGCUUUAGUGAAGGUACAGUUUCACCAUACCUUUUUUUGUAUUAUACAUAUAGUACACUUUUGUUACCAAAUAGUUUAUAUUUUCUUCCUCUGAGCAAUGGGCUCUGAAGUAUCCAGGUUCCAGACCUGACCUUACUGUAUAUUCUCAUCACCUAUACCAGUAAAGACCUAUAUUUCGG